Messenger RNA from Liolophura sinensis, 699 nucleotides. RefSeq lists its product as uncharacterized. The record is from RefSeq and is a predicted model, not a curated record. NCBI's taxonomy places the organism in Eukaryota, Metazoa, Mollusca, Polyplacophora, Chitonida, Chitonidae.
AUGUUUUGUGAGGCUGGUAUGACCUCAGAGUCUCUGAAUGCAGCAGAUGAUCCCAUAUUAAAAUUUAAUGAGUUUGUUUUACGAGCUGCCGAUAGAACUACCCCGAGGACCUCGACAAAUCCCAAAUCCAAGAGUAAACCCUGCACAGAAACAUGUGCAGAAACAGGCCUAGCAAGUCCAAUUACAAUCGUGGCCAAGUCAGAGGAAGAGCCAGACGAAACAAGGAAUUAUGUUCUAAACUUCCUUCAGUGGUAUUUCGUAUUCAAGAAUUUUCGAGAUGCCGUCAAGGAGGGUGGCAUGUUAACAAACAUAAACCUCAAACUCAUGAUUCCCUUCUUUUUUACCCAUUCUAAGCUGCCGAAAUAUCUAGUUGAGUGCAUGGACUAUAUAUUGAAGACGGAAGUAAUGCUUACACCACAGAUGUCACUCAGGAUUCGUGCUGGCUCGUUUAUUAACCGAAAGGGCAAACCAGGUAAGAGCAAGCCUGCAGAUAUGGAAAAGGAAAACCAGGUGAAGUUUCUUAAAGAUCUUAUUCGAGGCCUUGGACAAGGAAAGUCCGAACAUACAGUUGUGAAAGUGUCGAAAGCAGGGCCAGAUAUGGAGGUGCUGGACAACUUUGACAAAAUGGCUGGGAUAAUACCAAGGUCAACCAGCCAUAAAUCCAAAGGAAGAGGAUUUGGGGGACCUACCGAGCCUUAG